GUGGGGAGGGCCGGUCCCCGGCCGUGUAUUCAUUUCUGAAGUCAUCAUGGCGGUCAGUGCGACAUUAAAAGAGCACCCCUACGCCCAUCUAAUCGACACGUUAAAAGAUGGCAUCAAGUUCUUCAACCCCCGUAAAUUAGGCGACCCAAGAUACGACAAACUGCCUCUGUCCAUCCGGAUCUUACUGGAGGCGGCGAUCCGUAGCUGCGAUGGCUUCUACACCAGAGAGAGGGACGUGCAGAACAUCCUGGACUGGCAGCAGCAGCAGGAGAAGGCAGAAGUGCCGUUCUCUCCAGCGCGAGUCCUCCUCCAGGACUUCACGGGAAUUCCUGCUAUGGUGGACCUGGCAGCCAUGAGGGACGCUGUGGCCAAACAUGGCCUGGACCCUAAUCUAGUUAACCCUAAAUGCCCCACGGACCUUAUCAUAGACCACUCUCUACAAAUCGAUUACAGUAAAUGCGCCAUUCGGAACGCUCCAAACCCAGGUGGAGGGGAGGGGCCAAACCCCAGCCAGCCUUCUCGUCCAGCUCCGGCCAGGCCUCCGUCCAGAGGGGUUUCCCACUGUGGGACCCAGCGGGGCUCCUGCAGUAAAGCCUCCUGCAGCGACCCCCCCAGCGCCUCAGGCCGUCCUGCAUCUGUCCAGCAGAUUGAAAACACUCCCCUCCUGUGCCCCUUCCACCUGCAGCCUGUUUCUGAAGUUGAAACGGCUUUGAAGAACCAGGAAAUGGAGCUUCAACGAAACAAAGAGAGACUUCAUUUUUUCAAGUGGUGUUCUAAAGCUUUCAAAAGUGUGAACGUUAUUCCUCCGGACAUCGGAACCGUCCACCAGGUGAAUCUGGAGUACUUGUCCAGGGUGGUCCAGGUGAGCGGUGGUCUGAUGUACCCCGACAGUGUGGUGGGCACCGACUCUCACACCACCAUGAUCAAUGGCCUGGGCGUCCUUGGAUGGGGGGUCGGAGGAAUUGAGUCUGAAGCGGUGAUGCUGGGGCAACCGGUGUCGCUGACCCUACCUCAGGUGGUGGGCUGUAAGCUGGUGGGCUCCAUCAACCCCCUGGCCACCUCUAUCGACAUCGUCCUCGGCAUCACAAAGCAACUGCGCCAGGCUGGAAUUUCUGGGAGGUUCGUUGAGUUUUUUGGACCGGGUGUGUCCCAGUUAUCAGCUCCUGACCGAACCACCAUCGCCAACAUGUGUCCAGAAUACAACGCUACCAUCAGUUUCUUCCCCGUCGAUCACAUAACACUGAAGCACUUUAAAAAGACGAAUUUCACAGAGGAAAAACUUGAAUUGUUGGAGUCUUACAUGAAGGCUGUAAAUCUUUUCCGAAGCUAUGAAGAAUCAGAAGAUCCUCAGUUCUCCCAGGUGAUUGAGAUCAACCUGAGCUCCAUGGUUCCACAUGUGAGUGGCCCCAAAAGACCCCAGGACAGAGUGGCGGUCAGCAGCAUGAAGGAGGACUUCCAGAGCUGUCUGAAUGAGAAGGUGGGAUUCAAAGGCUUCCACAUCUCCAAGGACAAGCAGGACAUCCGCGUCCCUUUUCUGCACUGUGGUCAGGAGUACCAGCUGGCUCACGGCUCAGUGGUCAUCGCCGCCGUCAUCAGCUGCACCAACAACUGCAACCCGUCCGUCAUGCUCACUGCAGGGCUUCUGGCCAAAAAGGCGGUGGAAGCUGGGCUGGUGGUCAAGCCCUACAUCCGGACCAGCCUGGCUCCUGGCAGCGGCAUGGUCACCCACUACCUCAAUGCCAGUGGAGUCCUGCCUUACUUCAACCAGCUGGGGUUCGAGGUGAUCGGGUAUGGCUGCGCCACCUGUGUGGGGAACACGGCACCGUUACCAGACGCUGUGGUCGACGCCAUCAGAAAGGGGGAUCUGGUGGCUUGUGGUGUAUUGUCUGGCAACAGGCACUUUGAAGGCCGCCUGUGUGACUGUGUGCGAGCCAACUAUCUGGCCUCCCCCCCUCUGGUGGUUGCUUAUGCCAUGGCGGGGACUGUGGGAAUCGACUUUGAGAAAGAGCCUCUUGGUUGGACUUCAGAGGGUAAGGAGGUGUAUCUCGGUGACAUUUGGCCGUCCAGAGAGGAGGUCCAACAGAUCGAGGAGGAUACAGUCAUCUCCUCCAUCUUUAAGGAUCUCAGGACGAGGAUGGAGAAAGAGAACACCUAUUGGAACCAGAUUGAAUGUCCAGACUCUGUGCUUUUCCCAUGGGAUCCCAGAUCCACAUACAUCCGCUGUCCUCCGUUCUUCAGCAAACUGAGUAAAGAAGUUCCUGCUCCGCAGUCGAUUGAAAACGCCCAUGUCUUGCUUUUCCUUGGGGACAAGGUCACCACCGACCACAUCUCGCCAGCAGGCAGCAUUGCCAGGGUCAGCGCCGCUGCCAAAUACCUGCAGAGCAAACGAUUGACCCCGAGGGAGUUUAACUCGUAUGGCGCUCGCAGAGGAAACGAUGCUGUGAUGACCAGAGGAACCUUCGCCAGCAUCAAGCUCCACAACCGCUUCAUCGGCAAACCAGGUCCAAAGACUCUCCACAUUCCUUCAGGCCAGACACUUGACGUCUUUGAAGCAGCCGAUCGCUACCAGAGGGACGGCACUCCUCUCAUCAUCCUGGCAGGCAAAGACUACGGUUCUGGGAACUCUAGGGACUGGGUUGCUAAAGGGCCGUACCUCCUGGGUGUCCGCGGCGUCAUCGCAGAGAGCUUCGAGAAGCUUCACAAGAACCAGCUGGUGGGCAUGGGCAUCAUGCCGCUCCAGUUCUUGUCUGGCCAAAAUGCCGACACGCUAGAGCUGAGCGGGAAGGAGCGGUUUAGCAUCAUCCUGCCGGAGAGGCUGAGUCUGAGGCAGCAGCUCACCGUCAGGACCAGCAAGGGAACGUCGUUCUGUGUCACAGCGCUGUUUGACUCCGAUGUGGACCUGAUCCUUUUCCAACAUGGAGGGCUUCUUCGGUACGUCGCUCAGACUGUGGUGAAAAACGGCUCGCAAGCCGCCGCCGAAUGAGCUCCAUGAAGAGCAGCCAUCUCUAAACCCCGCCCAGCUUCAACCUGAAGCAUCCUAUGAGUCAACACAAGAAUGUUUCUGCUCACAUG
Molecule: messenger RNA, 3072 nt
Organism: Cyprinodon variegatus (sheepshead minnow)
Lineage: Eukaryota; Metazoa; Chordata; Actinopteri; Cyprinodontiformes; Cyprinodontidae
Gene: ireb2
Product: iron responsive element binding protein 2
Exons: 22
Coding region: 47-2983 (978 amino acids)
Biological process (GO): tricarboxylic acid cycle; citrate metabolic process
Cellular component (GO): mitochondrion; cytosol
Molecular function (GO): iron-responsive element binding; 4 iron, 4 sulfur cluster binding; aconitate hydratase activity
Source: RefSeq, a predicted model, not a curated record